UUCCUCUCCAUGCAGCUUUCCAUCCUUUCCUUUGUGAGAGUAUACGACGCGCUCCCUACCUCCCCCACUCCCGCCCUCUUUCUCUCUCUGAAACCCUAGCAAUCCCUCUUCCUUCCCUUCCUUUGUUUGUUUCUUGCAGGAGAAGAAAACGCGUGGCUAUGGCGGACGACGCUUCGUUCUUAGACGACCUUUUUUUGUACGGUGAAGGCACUCCCAAACCCGACCUGACGGACUGGACGUUUCUGCCGCCCUACCCCUCCGCCGGCUGCCUCCCCCUCGGUGCCUCCUCGGUCUACGACACCCAAAUCAAGGACCCUUCGCGUCAAGUGGCCGGAGUCCGAGCCUCCGGCGAUCGGAAGCCGUUGUACAACAACAAUGACGCGGGUUCUUUUUAUAACUUGGCUGGGUUACCUCCCCCUUGCUGCGCAUCCGGGAACCGUUCUGCCAACUGCGGAACGGGGUUCAACCUGCCUGGCUCGGCGGUGCAUGCGAACUUGGUAGCCGAACCGGCUCUUUCUCUGCGGCAGCAGAUGGUGCUGGAGCUCGUUAGGCAGCACGUCCUUCUUCGUAUGAUGAACCGUGGCGAACCUUUCAACGCGAAUAUGUACUGUGGAGGGCCUGUACCCAGCUUUCCUUCAUGUUCGUGCAGCCUUUGCGAUCUAAACUUGGAAAAGUUGAGCAUCUCGGACCCCGUCUCCGAGACGCUUGGGUUAAGGCGGGGGGCGAACAGGGAGCGCGCUUCCAGGGCACGAGGUAAACAGAAAAGUCCAGUCCACUACGGGCUGGAUGUGCUGCCGAACUGGAGCAGGGUGAAGGACGAGCGAGGGGAGCAAGCGGGGAAAGAGUUGUCUACGUUUAUUCAGGAGCAGCAAGACUGCAAGUAUACGUCGCUCGAGGAGGUCAAGGGCAAGAUGGUGGUACUUGCGAAGGAGCAGCGUGGUGGCCGGUUCUUGCAGAGCAAAUGCAAAUAUGGUUCGCCAGAGGAAUUACAGAUGAUCUUUAUGGAGAUUAAAGAUCAUGUGUUCGAGUUGAUGUGUGAUGGUUACGGGAAUUAUCUCGUUCAGGCUCUCUUGGAAGCCUGCGAUGGAAGGCAGAGGAUAGAAAUAAUUUUCACUGUCACUCGGACAAACCAUCUGUUUAUUGAAAUGUCUAUUCACAUUAAUGGGACACGGGUCGUGCAGAAACUGUUGGAAACUAUCAAGUCAAAGGAGGAGAAAUCUCUGAUUCGCUCAGCCUUACAACCCGGGCUGGUGAAGUUGAUGACAGAUUCGAACGGUAAUCAUGUUCUGAAUCUUUGGCUGACAUUAUUCAGCGAUGGAGAAGAAACUGGAGACAUUGAGUUUAUCAUUAAUGCUGCUGCACGUCAUUGCGUCCAAAUUGCAACUCAUCCUAGUGGAUGUAUUAUGAUGCAAAAAUGUUUGCAACAUUCUAAGGGAAGGCUGAAACGUCUAUUGAUUAAUGAAAUUAUCGAAAAUUCACUGCAUCUUUCCCAGGAUCCUUUUGGCAACUACAUCGUGCAGCAUAUAUUUGGCCUAGGAAUACCAUGGAUACGACCCAAGGUUUUGGACAAGCUUAAAGGUCAUUUCUUGUCCCUGUCCUUGCAAAAAUACAGCAGUAACGUGGUGGAAGAAUGCCUGAGAGUAAGUGCAGAAAAGGAACUAACCCAAAUUAUCAGAGAGCUCCUCGACUCUCCAGAUUUUGUGAUGCUUCUAAAAGGCGAGUAUGGCAACUACGUUGCCCAGUCCGCACUGAGUGUAUCAGAGGGAUAUGCUAUUCAGAGUGAUCUGGUCAAGUCGGUACAAGCAAACGCUUCUUUUCUACGCUGCCCAUAUGGGAAAAAGGUUUUAAGCCGUGCAAAUUCAAUGGCUCUUCAUGAUACUGUGGUACCAAGAUCGGAUUCCAAUCGGUGGAGAUGAUCCAGUAUUAAGUUUAACUAACCAAGCACGUUGAGUCUUUGUUCUAGGAUCCAUGUUUAAUCUGCAAAAACUGCGCAAAAUAAUGCUUUUGCUGCUGCAGGUCGCUAUUUUUUUAUACUUGGAACAUAUAAACAGUUUUGAUGUAUAGUGGCAGCCUUUAUGAAGAUUUUGGACGUCCAUAGAUGUAGAGUUACAGGAAAGGAAGGGGCAUCUACCACGAACUUAGAGUUGGAGUGGUGUUGCAUACAACCCGCUCUGAUUUUAAGCUAUGGUCAGUGUUGGUACAUAGGUAGUUUUUCCGUUUUCUCCUUUGUGAGGUUCCAUUUAAUUUGUAGCACAUGUUGUUCUUUUAUUUUUGUUAUACAGUAAUGUUUUAAUAGUGCAAUUAAGAUUGGUUUGUUGAUAGUUUCU
Nymphaea colorata (pocket water lily) is the source of this 2327-nucleotide messenger RNA. Its product is annotated as putative pumilio homolog 8, chloroplastic. The record is from RefSeq and is a predicted model, not a curated record. Gene Ontology annotation, biological process: post-transcriptional regulation of gene expression. Gene Ontology annotation, cellular component: cytoplasm. Lineage: Eukaryota; Viridiplantae; Streptophyta; Magnoliopsida; Nymphaeales; Nymphaeaceae. Gene Ontology annotation, molecular function: mRNA binding. The transcript has 5 exons. Bases 159 to 1916 code for a protein of 585 amino acids.